GCCGACGAGUGACGGCGAGGAUUUGUUACAGUCGUUGGGGGGGAGGGGGAGGGAAAAACGAAGCUCCGCGUCGACACGUGUCAUCAGCCGAGCGGUAAAUGUGGCUGGGAGAUCAGCAGACGUAGAGCGGGAGAGGCCCGGGAGAGAGCCUGAGCCCGGGGAGGCGCUCGGAAGGCCGGGCGCUGCGUUAGCGGACAGGGCCGGACAAGGCAAGGCGCCAUGGCUGCAACCAACUACGGCUGCCUCAACCGUGCUCAACUGACCUUUGAAUACCUGCAUACCAACUCAACCACUCAUGAGUUUCUUUUUGGAGCUUUGGCUGAGUUGGUGGACAAUGCCAGAGAUGCAGCUGCUACAAGAGUGGACAUCUAUACAGUAAGGAAUGUGGAUUUACGAGGAGCAUUCAUGUUAUGUUUUCUUGACGAUGGAACUGGGAUGGAUUGCAAUGAGGCUGCCAGUGUGAUCCAGUUUGGAAAAUCUGCCAAAAGAACCCCAGAAUCCACGCAGAUUGGACAGUAUGGAAAUGGACUCAAGUCUGGCUCAAUGCGAAUAGGCAAAGACUUCAUUUUAUUCACAAAGAAAGAGGAUACAAUGACCUGUGUUUUCCUUUCACGAACAUUUCAUGAAGAGGAAGGGAUUGAUGAGGUGAUUGUUCCACUUCCAACAUGGAAUUCCAAAACAAGGGAGCCCAUGACUGACAAUCCUGAGAAAUUUGCCAUUGAAACAGAACUUAUCUACAAAUAUUCACCAUUCAAGUCUGAGUCAGAGGUCAUGGAACAGUUUGAUAAAAUCAAAGAAAAUAAUGGGACUUUGGUGAUAGUUUAUAACCUUAAACUGAUGGAUAAUGGUGAACCAGAAUUGGAUGCUACUUCUGAUCCUACUGAUAUUCUGAUGGCAGGACCACAACUUGAGGGAGUAAAACCAGAACGUCGCUCUUUCAGGGCAUACACAGCUGUCCUUUACAUCGACCCUAGAAUGAGAAUUUUUAUCCAGGGUCAUAAGGUCCGGACAAAACGGCUGUCUUGCUGCUUGUUUAAACCAAGAAUGUAUAAGUAUACGUCAAAUCGAUUUAAAACCCGCGCUGAACAAGAGGUGAAGAAAGCCGAGCACCUGAUGAAAAUAGCUGAGGAGAAGUCACGGGAAGCAGAGAGCAAAGCACGGGCCUUGGUAUUGAAGUUGGGUGGUGACUUGAGCAGGGAAUCAAGGGUUCAUCUGCGACAGGUGCAGGAUGCUGCAUUCAGUCUAAGCAGAGAAGCUGACGUGAAGAAGCGAAUACAUGAAGCCAAACUCCGAGCUUUGAAGGAGCCAAAGGAGAUGUGUUUUAUUUUUGGUGUGAAUAUUGAGCACCGCGACCAGGAUGGAAUGUUUAUUUAUAACUGCAGCCGUCUCAUAAAGAUGUAUGAGAAAGUGGGGCCACAGCUGGAAGGAGGAGUUGCCUGUGGUGGAGUAGUGGGUGUGGUAGACGUCCCAUACCUGGUUCUGGAGCCCACCCACAACAAACAAGACUUUGCAGAUGCCAAGGAGUAUCGACAUCUACUGAGAGCCAUGGGAGACCACCUGGUGCAGUACUGGAAAGAUAUUGGCAUAGCACAGAAGGGGAUAGUGAAAUUCUGGGAUGAAUUUGGCUAUCUGUCGGCCAACUGGAAUCAGCCACCUUCUGAUGAAACUUUAUACAAGAGGCGGCGUGCGAUGGAGAUUCCAACCACCAUUCAGUGCGAUCAGUGUUUAAAAUGGCGGACCCUUCCUUACCGAGUGGAUGAUGUUGGUAAGGAAUAUCCAGACAGUUGGACGUGUUCCAUCAGCCCUGACCAUAUCCAGAAUCGAUGUGAUGCUCCAGAGCAGAAGCAAAAUGUACCGAUAGGCACACUGCGAAAAGACAUGAAAUCGCAUGAGGAGAAAAUACGGGCACAGCAAAAGAAACUGGAAGCAUUGAAGAGAAACAUGCCUAUUCGCUCCCAGGCUGAUUUAAAGAAACUUCCACUGGAGGUCAGCCGCCGUCCGUCGGUGGAGGGUCGAGCUUCAAGUAGCCAACGUCCACGAUCACCGCCACUGGCUGAUAUCAUCAAAAAUGCCCCAAGCCACCCACCUUCCACAAAGUCCCAAGCCUUACUGCGAAAGGGUUCUGCAUCUAGAUCUGCAAACAAAGCUGUGGCCACUCACACCAAUGUUACUGUUAAGAAAGCAGUAACCAACGCGGGAAGAUCCCAGCAACGACUGACAGCUUCUGCAAAACAGACUGCUGUAUCUCCCAGGAAUGGAGCACAGCCGUCUACCUCUGUGCGGAAUGUUUCUCCCGUCUCUGUAAACACAAAGAGUCAACAGGUGAAAGGAACGAAGACCUUGGGACACAAAAAGGAGACACUGAGUAGGACAGUUCAGUCUGCAGGAACAAGGAAAAGGAAUACAGUAAUAGAAAGUAGUGAGGAGGAGGACGAGGAAGAAGAAAGGAAGACAAAGACAGUCCCCAAAGUUUCUGAAUCAAAGCGCUUGAAAAAAGACAUGACGGAUGUUGUGGAGAUUUCAGAUAGUGGAGGAGAGGUGGAUGAGGAGGAGCAGGCUGACACCUUGAAAGAUCGAGGACUUUUGGUGGAAGUGAAGGUGAAUAAAGAAUGGCACACAGGACGAGUCACUGCUGUCGCAGCAAGCAAACAGUCAGUGCGGUGGAAGGUCAAGUUUGACUAUGUUCCAACUGCAACUACACCUAGAGACCGUUGGGUUGAGAAGGGAUGUAUGGAUGUGAGGCUGAUGAAGCCACCAUCUCCUGAAUACCAGACACCUGAUACACUGGGUGGAGAGGAAGACAUAUCUGUGGAAACAGGAUCAACUUCAGACAGCACCAGAAUGGAACCAGACACUACACAACCAACCACCAGCAAAGAGACUGUAGAAGCACUAGUGCUCAGCUUCAGAAAUACUUUGCGGUAUUUUCUGCCACCAAAUUACAGGAUAACAAAGGAGGAGCUAAGUUCAAUGACGCCGGAAGAACUUGCUUCAUUUCCUCUGAAAGAUUACUUCGAACAGUAUGAAGAGGGUCUGAAGAACCUCUGCACUGCCUACCAGACCCGUGCUGAAGAGCGUGUCCGAACAACAGAGAAAAAGUUGCAACAAAAUGAUGCAGAGCUGACGGAUGCACAGGAAAAGCUCUGCAAACUGAGGAAUAACAUCGUGGAGCUGCUGCGGAAAGUACAAGAGGAUAUUGAAAUUAGCACGGAUGAUGAGCUUGAUGCCUACAUUGAGGAACUAAUUACAAAAGUGGACUGAACUACCCCACCCCACUCCUCCCCACCAUACACCUGUUACAAAGUGUAUUGAAAAGGUCUCUGGUUACACUGCUGCAAAGUGGACUAAAUGUAAGCAGUGUUUUAGAAAAUUGUUACUUCAUUUUGAGGUUUUAGCUUUAAAGUUUUACACCUUGUUCAAUGGGCCUGUAAUUUUGUAUUAUAUUUAUUAAAAAUACAACUGUACCAUUUUUUCCAGUCUGUCUUGUGUGGAUACAUUUACCAUUUACUUUUUAAAUUUCUAGAUUUAAGACCCACCUGCAGUCAUCAGUGUUUGCCUUUCCACCUCUCUUACAAAAGUUCUGAUGGUUUGGCAUGGUGCCAUUUACUGCCAACACAGCAGCACAUUCAUUAUUGGUGACUGACCUUUACAGAUGCAGGGUGUAUUAUAUUUGAGCUGAAUGCUGAUGUAACUGGUAUGUUGCAAGUCCCAGCUGAGACACUGACUUGCAAAUAACAUUGUUUAGGUAGAUAUGAUCUAGCAUUUAUCAAGAACUUUCAACCA
Molecule: messenger RNA, 3783 nt
Organism: Pristis pectinata (smalltooth sawfish)
Lineage: Eukaryota; Metazoa; Chordata; Chondrichthyes; Rhinopristiformes; Pristidae
Gene: morc2
Product: MORC family CW-type zinc finger 2
Exons: 26
Coding region: 220-3261 (1013 amino acids)
Cellular component (GO): nucleus
Molecular function (GO): zinc ion binding
Source: RefSeq, a predicted model, not a curated record